Messenger RNA from Serpula lacrymans var. lacrymans S7.9, 699 nucleotides. RefSeq lists its product as uncharacterized. Lineage: Eukaryota; Fungi; Basidiomycota; Agaricomycetes; Boletales; Serpulaceae. Bases 170 to 397 code for a protein of 75 amino acids. The record is from RefSeq and is a predicted model, not a curated record. Gene Ontology annotation, biological process: multicellular organism development. The transcript is spliced from 4 exons.
GAGAUGAACUUUUCCUCCCUCCUUCAGACCGCCUCCACGCCCCCUUUCCGCUCUCCUCCGUCUGUGCUCCAUUUUAUUCAAACCCCUGUUACGCUUGCCUCUAGUCCUUAGCUCGCCCUUUGACGUGCAAUUCGCCACAAAUCACCUAUAUUUUACUCCCUCUGAAUUAAUGGCACCACGAACGGAAGCAAAAACGGCAUCUGAGAAGCCUGCAAAGAAGACGAAGUCGUCUGGAGGUGGUGGGCGUAAGAAGCUUAGUGCAUUCAACAAAUUCAUGCAGUCUGAGAUGGCUCGGUUGAAGGAGACUGAACCGCAAGCGUCGCAUCAAGAGAGAUUCAAGCAAGCAACUUCCAACUGGAAGACGGCGAAAGAAAAUCCCAAGGCUGUCACGGCUUGAUGGACGACCAGCGCACCCUUUUAACGAGCGGCACGUCGUCGCUGUGUAUUGUACCCUGCUCCCCGAAUUUCUUGACCGUUGUUAACUCAACGACACAUUCCACCACACUCAAAGUCUGUAUGCUUAAAUGACUGUUAUACUUAUUAGCGAGCUACCUCUUUUCUACUUUGAUUAUCUCCUGUUGUCCUUUUUCUGAGUUUUGGGAUGUGGUUGUUUUGGGUUCUAGUGUUGCUACUAAUUAUCUACAUUCACGUCCUUGCUAGUUGUCUUUUACUACAAUAUUAUUAUGACUUCUUGAGCCA